AUGAUGUUUCCAAGUGAAGACUGGAACUCAAGUGAGCUGCUUAACAGCUCCAUUGGAAACUCCUCUAUGGGGGACACAGAGGACGAGGAGCAUCCCUUCCUGACGGAUGCUUGGCUGGUGCCCCUUUUUUUCUCUCUCAUCAUGCUAGUGGGGCUGAUCGGAAACUCACUGGUGAUCUAUGUCAUCUCCAAGCACAGACAGAUGAGGACCGCCACUAACUUUUACAUUGCUAACUUGGCUGCCACUGACAUCAUUUUCCUGCUGUGCUGCGUGCCGUUCACUGCUACCCUCUACCCUCUGCCUGGCUGGAUAUUUGGGGACUUCAUGUGCAAAUUUGUUGCUUUUCUCCAACAGGUGACCGUACAGGCGACGUGCAUCACUCUUACGGCGAUGAGUGGAGACCGUUGCUAUGUGACUGUGUAUCCUCUGAAAUCCCUGCACCAUCGAACCCCUCGUGUCGCAAUGAUUGUUAGCAUUUGUAUCUGGAUCGGUUCCUUCAUCCUUUCCAUACCAAUCUUCCUGUACCAGAGGCUUGAGGAUGGCUAUUGGUAUGGACCAAGAAAAUACUGCAUGGAGAGGUUUCCAUCAAAGACCCACGAGAAAGCUUUCAUCCUCUAUCAGUUCAUAGCCGUAUAUCUACUGCCUGUCAUUACCAUCUCCUUCUGUUAUUCCUUCAUGCUGAAGAGAGUGGGACAAGCUUCCGUGGAACCAGUGGAUAACAACCAUCAGGUCCACCUGCUCUCAGAGAGAACUAUCUCCAUUAGGAGCAAGAUUUCCAAAAUGGUAGUGGUCAUUGUUGUUCUCUUCACCAUCUGCUGGGGUCCCAUUCAGAUCUUUGUCCUGUUCCAGUCUUUCUAUCCCAACUUCAAAGCCAACUACGCAACAUAUAAGAUCAAGACAUGGGCCAACUGCAUGUCCUAUGCCAACUCUUCUAUCAACCCUAUUGUCUACGGUUUUAUGGGCGCCAGCUUCCGCAAGUCCUUCAGGAAGACCUUUCCCUUCCUCUUCAGACACAAAGUGAGAGACAGCAGUGUCGCCUCCCGCACGGCCAAUGCAGAAAUAAAGUUCGUAGCAACGGAGGAGAGCAACACUGAGAGGAAAUGAGAGCAGAUGACACCUCAACCAUGAAUCCAUGCCAACUGUCUAGUCGCCGAAGCGCAGGCUUCCCCCAUAAAUAGGGGUUAUAUUCCGUUCGCUGAGUUGUGAAAAAAUUCUAAUGUGGUGCAAAAAGCCAUUUAGAAGGCAAAGAACUGCAAAAGUGCACAUAAAUUCUUACAGUUAUAAUUACAGAGUUAAGUAGUAUUAUUUAAUAU
This is a messenger RNA of Sinocyclocheilus anshuiensis, 1313 nucleotides long. RefSeq names its product G-protein coupled receptor 54. The record is from RefSeq and is a predicted model, not a curated record. Gene Ontology annotation, molecular function: G protein-coupled receptor activity. The coding region runs from base 1 to 1104 and encodes 367 amino acids. Gene Ontology annotation, biological process: G protein-coupled receptor signaling pathway. The transcript has 5 exons. Lineage: Eukaryota; Metazoa; Chordata; Actinopteri; Cypriniformes; Cyprinidae. Gene Ontology annotation, cellular component: plasma membrane.